Molecule: messenger RNA, 5576 nt
Organism: Seriola dumerili (greater amberjack)
Lineage: Eukaryota; Metazoa; Chordata; Actinopteri; Carangiformes; Carangidae
Gene: ctcf
Product: transcriptional repressor CTCF-like
Exons: 16
Coding region: 336-2873 (845 amino acids)
Source: RefSeq, a predicted model, not a curated record
UGAUAGUGAGGGUAAUCUCCGAGGUUCAUGAAAGCAGCCUUAUUCUUCCACAUUGUGAUAAAUGGCCUUCAAUGUAUUCCAACGGGCGCCCCUCCUGGCCAAUCAGGGUGUGUGCAGCAGCUUCGACACCACCCCCCAGCGGCCGCACAGGCGCACUGAGCUCCCAACUGCCAUUUUGUGGCAGAGGCUACUCUGCUAAAGCGGGAGAGGGAUUAAAACAAACUGCGAAGAAGACUGCAUUUCUUACCAGCCCACCAAACUUUGUAGCAGACACUCUGUGCUUUCGGUCGAGUUAAACAGGAGGAGAAACACACUAAAAAGAGUUUCUACCCAGCAUGGACAGAGGGCCAACAGAGGGUGUAGGGGUGGUGGAGGUCCCUGCCAAAGACUUCCCCUCCAUCCAGGCUGUUCACAGCCAGGAUGCCAUGGUUGCUGACCUCCUCCAGCAAGCUGCAGAGGCCGGGGGCGUGGUAGAGGGACAAGCUGGAGUCGUCCUUGAACAAGGUCAUGGAGAAGGAAUGGUAUCAGCCACUCAGGCCCAGCAGCAGCUGAUGGGAGCUGGGGUCGGGGUUGGUGUAGAAGGCGGAGCAGGGGUUGAAAUGAUGGUUAUGGACUCACUGGAUCCCACCCUGUUGCAGAUGAAGACUGAGGUGAUAGAUGCUGCAGUGGGGGGAUCAUCAGCAGCAGUGGGUGUUGUUGGAGGGGUCGCUGGUGCUGCUCACCAAGCAACUGUAACAACAGUGGACCAGACCCAAAUUAUCACACUACAGGUGGUAAACAUGGAGGAGCAGGCAGCCCUGGGCCUCGGGGAGCUCCAGCUGGUCCAGGUGCCUGUUUCUGCCACCACCGUGGAGGCUCUGCAACAAGGCACUUUUGUAGACACCACUGCAAUGCCAAAGGAUGGAGACCCAGUCAUCUGCCACACCCUGCCGUUGCCCGAAGGCUUUCAGGUAGUCAAGGUUGGUGCUAAUGGGGAGGUGGAGACAGUGGAACAGGAAGAGGAGGGAGGAGAGGCCCACCAAGAGGAAGAAGAUGAGGAGGUGGGGAACCAGCUGCUGGAAGAAGGGGAGGAUGAGCCCAUUCAGCCUCCGAAUGAUGACCCAAACUGGGCUAAAGACCCAGACUAUCAGCCUCCAUCCGGAGCAGUCAAGAAGACCAAAAAGGGUAAAAAGAGUCGUCUGCGUUAUGCUGAUGGAGAUAAGGACAUGGACGUCAGUGUGUAUGACUUUGAAGAAGAACAGCAGGAGGGCCUUCUGUCUGAAGUCAAUGCUGAGAAAGUGGUGGGCAAUAUGAAACCACCCAAACCCACAAAGAUCAAGAAGAAAGGAGUGAAGAAGACGUUUCAGUGUGAACUGUGCAGCUACACCUGCCCACGACGCUCCAACCUGGACAGACACAUGAAGAGCCACACUGACGAGAGACCUCACAAGUGUCACCUGUGUGGAAGAGCCUUUAGGACGGUCACCUUGCUAAGAAACCAUCUCAACACACACACCGGAACUCGUCCACACAAGUGCACAGACUGUGAUAUGGCUUUUGUGACUAGCGGGGAGCUGGUUCGUCAUCGUCGCUACAAACACACACAUGAAAAACCCUUUAAAUGCUCGAUGUGCGACUAUGCCAGUGUGGAGGUGAGUAAACUAAAGCGUCACAUUCGUUCCCACACCGGUGAGCGUCCAUUCCAGUGCAGUCUCUGCAGCUACGCCAGCAGAGACACGUACAAGCUGAAGAGACACAUGAGGACACACUCAGGAGAGAAACCUUAUGAGUGCUACAUCUGCCAUGCCCGGUUUACCCAGAGUGGAACCAUGAAGAUGCACAUCCUGCAGAAACACACAGAGAAUGUGGCCAAAUUCCACUGUCCACACUGUGACACUGUUAUUGCACGCAAGAGUGACUUGGGUGUCCAUCUUCGUAAGCAGCACUCAUUUAUUGAGACUGGAAAGAAGUGUCGUUACUGCGACGCUGUUUUCCACGAGCGCUACGCUCUGAUCCAGCAUCAGAAGUCCCAUAAGAAUGAGAAAAGGUUCAAAUGUGACAUGUGCGACUACUGCUGCCGCCAGGAGCGCCACAUGGUGAUGCACCGUCGAACCCACACCGGAGAGAAACCAUAUGCCUGCAGCCAGUGUGAGAAGACCUUCAGACAGAAGCAGCUGCUGGACAUGCACUUCAAACGCUAUCACGACCCCAACUUUGUGCCCACCGCCUUCGUCUGCCCCAAGUGUAGCAAGACCUUCACUCGCAGGAACACUAUGGCACGCCAUGCUGAGAACUGCAGUGGUGAGGUGGAGGAUGCCGAGAAUGGAGCUCCAACCCCAAAGAGAGGGAGAAGAGGAAGGAAGAGGAAGAUGAGGAGCAGGAGAGAUGAGGAUGACAGCGAGGAGGAUCAUGUUGAACCUGACGAGGAGGAGGAGGGUGAGGGUGAGGGUGAGGAAGAAUCAUCACUGCUACAGGAAGAGGAGGAACCAGAAGGUAUGGAACUGGACCAGGCCCCUGCUGCCAUUCCUGUACCGGCCCCCGACGAGCCACCAGUCAAGAGGAAACGAGGCAGACCCCCGAAGAAUGCCCCUAAGCCUCCCGCAGCCAGCAAGCCAGUCAGGGUGGCUGCCAAGACAACAGCUUCUGCUGCUGCCAUCAUUCAGGUGGAGGAUGAGAGCACCGGAGCAGUGGAGAACAUCAUAGUGAAGAAAGAGGAGGGCGACGCCUCUGCAGCGACACCUCUGGAGCAGGGAGUGGCCCUGACAGUGGAAGGGGUGGGGCUAGAUGGGGACGGGGUGGAGACUGUUGAGCUGGCUGUGAAUGAGGAAACGGCAGCCGCUGCUGCUAAUGGAGACCUGACACCAGAGAUGAUCCUCAGCAUGAUGGACCGGUGAACACAUCACAGACGCACACACGCAGCCGGACUCUGUCGAAAAUUGGCGAAUACAAAUUAACGUUUCUGCAUCCUCAGCCUUCACCUCAUGUUCCAUCUGUGUGUGCGCUUAAGUGGCAGCCAUUUUGCCUUCAUUGGAGUGGCUGCAAAAAUGGUGACAGCAAAAACAACCAUGCACAAAGUAAGGAAGCCACAUGUAAAUACUUACACAGCAACUUCACAUCUACGUAUGUCAACCUGCAGACUGACGUUUGUGGGUCUCAUACACAAAAUCCCCCUGCACAUACCUGUGUCCUCUCCUACAUCAUAUAAGGAUAUUGUCCAAACUAAUGACUGACUGCUCUCUGCUCUUAAAUGCUUUUUUCAGUCUGAAUGUCUUCUGAAUGAAUCAUUGUGUAUUUUGCUACUUGUGUCUACCCAAAGCCACAUCCUGUGUCAGUCCUCACCCACACCUUCUGCAGUUAAUUUCUCUAUGUUGCUCUGCCACAAGGGGUCAUUAUUUCAUCCACCUUCUCUUUUUACUUUGUUUUUCUGUCCUGCUUGAGGUUCCUGCAGCUUUGCUGAUUUAGCAGAUUCCAAGCCUUUAUUUGUGUACGUAUAGAUCUAAAUGUAGUUUUUUCCUAAUGAAAAUGUAGUGUAUGGUACUUCAGUUUGCCUCUGAGAUAUCACCUGCUCUGUCAUGAUCUGUAUAUUUUUCUUCCUUGGCCUGUGUAAACACAUGGUCUGUUAUGUUAUCAGUCAGCUGUUUGUACAUUGACAGAAGGAUUCUUUAUAAAUGAGCUAAUGAGGCAGGUGUAUUCAAAUGAACAUAAGUCAGUGAUAACUGUUUCUCAGCUUCCUAGUUCAUCAUCCGCACUGCCAGCACCCAACCCUGUUCUUAUGGAGACUUGCCCUCAGUCAGCUCAUGUACAUUAAAUACUUGAGGUAGUUUCCCAGAACCAACAGAGUUUGAGAUGAAGCUAUUUUUCGACUGUUUUCUAUUUUCUGUGACCUGUCACUGACAAAAGAUACUUCUCAUUCGUAGCUAGUGUUCCUCCUGUUUGAAAGAGAGCAUAGAUAGUUUGCCAUCAGAUAAACUGAAUGAUCCCUGCUGGAUGGAGAAGAUGCAGAUGAUCCUGAUUGUUACAUAUUGAUCAUUGAACAUUCCAGAUACUUGAGUUAAUGUGGAAUUAUGCCUGUGCGUUAGAAUCAUCUCAUCUGAAGAACUCGGCAGUAACAAACUCUGUAUUCACACCCCAGUUCACACUGUGUUUGGAACAGUUAUCAAAGAGUUUGUCAAUCACUCCCCCUCCCUCCCCCACAAUAAUCAAUGAUCACCAACUGUGGCAGGUGAUUUGCAUGUAAAUACAUGUUUUAAACCCUUUUGCUCUUUGAUUUCUGGUGAACCUUUUUAAUGUUUUUAAAUAGCUGGUUUGGAGAUGUUUUGGUUAAGAAGGACAUCAUGGUUUCACUUGUGGUCAACAUGUCAGUACUGUGCCUGGUACUUGACGUCUUCAGCCUGUAAAGGUGCUUUUCCUUCCACAGACGAACCCAUCUUAACCAACCGUGCUGACUUGAACUAAUCUGAAUCACUAUGGUUUUCUGUCUGUAUUCUGUUGCUCAUAGCCAUUUUCUAUCUGCUUUGAUACUGUUUUUAGUUUUCAUUUCUAGCCAUUCUUUCGUAGUGGUCACUGGGUUUCCCUGCAGGCUGGUUGGUUCAGUUCAGUCCUAUGACAGAAGCUUUGUCUGACUCUGUUCUCCUUUAACCUUUGGCCCAAAGGCAUGAGGCUUUCAUCCAUGAAGGAUCGAGAGGUUUUUGAGUGUCUGCUGAAAGACAAAACUGUUUCACUGAAUGAAGUUCAGCUAGUAAAUUGUAAUUAAUGACAACAAAACAGCCUUCAUGGUCUUUUUGACAGGUUUUAAAACUGUUUUUAGAAGGAUGACAGUUUGUGGAAGCUGUGUAUUUUUGCUGUAAUAUGAUUAACUAUGUAAUCAAGAGGGCUAAUCCACACUGUUCUCAGCCUUGGACUAAGGCCCUGUUAGCCCAAGUUUUGCAGUUCCACUAGUAUUUCAGUCACUGUCCAUUUGCUACUGAUUCUAAGGUAUGUCCUAACCUCAGCAGAGGCCAAUCACUCCUGAUCAGAGCUGUCCCUGAUAUUUUUUUUUUUUUUAUAAAAAGCAGAACUAAAAUCACUCACAGGAAUUUUCACAGUCCGGAUCUCAACAAACGUGAAUAUGUUCAUCCUCAGACUCGGACUAAAAAGUCGGAAGUUUGACCACAAGUUAUGAUGGUCGUUAUGUGGCCUUCAUUUUCUUUCACCUGUUUUUGUUAGAUAUAACAUCUCCUCUGUAACAUGACACUGGUUAGAUGCCUAACAUUAAAUGUAAAAAUGAGGAUCUAAAGAACCAUGGUCACAAGAUAUCUGAGGGAAUCAAUGUUCAUGCAUCAAACUGACACUGUAUGUUCUGUGACUGUACUGCUGUGGUCUGUUAUCUGUCAAUCAUGUUAUUCUGCAGACGGACAGAUGAUGCUUCGCUGUUCUCAUAGCAACAGUAUUGUUUGUUCUUUGCACAUUGCUUGUUUGUUUUGGCAGAAUUGAGAGAAGAGUUGUCAGAUUUAAACACGUCCCUGUUUGAAGACCCAGAAGAAACCUUUGUCAUGUCAUUUUGAAGCUGAGACACUGUACAGCUGAUGAAAAAUAAAAUCAUCCUAAUGGGCCUAUGA